This is a messenger RNA of Daldinia caldariorum, 1602 nucleotides long. RefSeq lists its product as uncharacterized. The transcript has 3 exons. The record is from RefSeq and is a predicted model, not a curated record. Gene Ontology annotation, biological process: mycotoxin biosynthetic process. NCBI's taxonomy places the organism in Eukaryota, Fungi, Ascomycota, Sordariomycetes, Xylariales, Hypoxylaceae. Bases 630 to 1367 code for a protein of 245 amino acids.
AUUGGAGAUUCCAUCGUGAAGCCAUUGCUCAUGAAAAGUGUGCUAAGCCAAGUACAGCAUACACUCGAUAACCUGUCUCGGUCCGUAAUAUUAAAGUUAUUAAACAGUGAUAUUGGCUACCGAAUUAGAGAUUUAAGUCUUGACCAGAUCUCUUCCUUUCUAUAGCUGGUGCAACAUUACUGAACUAUCAGGCGAUUUCAGAGAAACUGCGCCGACAGAACUGAGAAGAUUGAGAUGUCAACGACUUAUCUCUAAACAAUAUACAGCAACUACUUCAAACCAGACAUCUGCUUAUAAUUAUCCUCUAAUAACUAAACUACCUAAACAAGUCCUUUUCAGUUCUGUAAACACUGAAUCAUCCAAGUCAAUGCAACUCUAGAUCACUUAUAAGCCCCGCCACCUCCUAAACCCAACCUGGAACGGAACAUCGAAAGAAAGACUUCCUAUUUAGGCAAAUUCAACACUGGCUAAUAAGCUCCAAGCAAUGUAUCGCUCGGCGCUGAGUUCACAUGGUAAACUGUUAUCGUCCCUGUUCUCAUUUCAUGAACUCAUACUUUGAGAACGUUUGGAACUAAGUUCUAACUAAUCGUUACCUUGCCCGCGUCGCGAAUUGUCACGGCGCUUGCACCAUGGCUACCACCAAGGAAAACGAUAACGAGGAAGAGCAGGCGUUUCUUACACCGGGCGCUCCACAGGAGGAUACUGUUUGGUCCCGGGGAGCACGAGGCUCUCGUAGGGAAACGCGGUACUGGCGGCUUGCGAUGGAGGUUAUAAUGGGAGCCCUCAUAAUACUGUUGUUAGGCAAUCUGGUUUACCAACGGAUUGACGGCAAACAAACCCCCGUGCCAAAUUUUCCCCGAAAGAUAUACACGUUCCUCCCGGAUCCCAAGUACGUACGCGACGACAUGCUCUUCGACGAACACGACACCCUCCACACUCUUCAUAACUGGAUUCCUCUCAGCGCAGAUGCUAGAGGCUACGUCCAGAUCCCCGACUACGAGGCCUACGACAUCCUCGGAAAGCCGCACACGGUAGCCAUCAACCGAACGUCCGACGGGCCCGCGUACAUGAUGUCCGUCUUCCACCAGCUUCACUGCCUGUCGUAUAUCGUCGAGCAUUACCAGCAGGGAUACGCCGGCGUCGAAUUAACGGAGGAGGUGGCCCACCACUCGGCGCAUUGCUUCGACUACCUGCGCCAGUCUAUCAUGUGUUCCGCGGAUACUAAUUUGGAGGGGGAAUCGGAGUAUGGGCCGGGCUGGGGCUCGAAGCAUGAAUGCGUUGACUACGAUGCCGUGUUGGCCUGGGCCAAUAAGCGCUCGGCGAUGAGAUGGAGGAAUGGCCUUUUGCCGGAAGAUUCUGUACUUUAAUUCGUAUGAGUUCUCUGGAUGUUUAAAUGAUUCCUUGAGUAGUCGAAUCAGUGAUCUAAAGCGAGUAUAUAUGUUGCAUAUACUAACUCAGCUCUCACCCAUCAUUGAGAUUAUAAGAGGUCUGGCUUCGCUACCAUAACAAGUAAAACGCAUGAUUCGGUAUUUUAGUUAUAUGUCAUAUAUCAAUUCAGGAUGGAUAGCAGUAUAUAGCAUCGGAAAUAUAUUCUAUUAAGCA